AUGAAUUCAAUCAAACGACAAUCGAGUACUGAUGAAUUAUACGGUGGGACUUCAAAGAAAUUAUCCAUGAUGUUAGAGGAAAAAAGUAAAUCGAUCAUCAAUAUUGAAGCUCUCUCAAAUGAAAUUUUCUAUGAAAUCUUUGAAUAUCUUGAUGGUUGUCAUAUAUAUAAAGCGUUUUCUAAUCUCAAUACUCGUUUUCAACAAUUCUUCAUUAAUCCAUUUAUUCCUCUUAAAUUUAAACUUUUUGCAUAUGAAAAAUCAGAUCUUGAAGAUCUUUAUAAAUAUAUGAUUAUUCCAAACAAACAUAUAGUUAUUUCACUUUCAUUAUUGAAUGUAUUAACUGUUAAGCAAUUUUUUUCUUUGUACAACAUUGAUUUUUCCUUCAAUCGCCUCCAGUCGCUUGUUUUACAUGGAAUUAAAUUAGAUAAACUUCUACCUCUUUUACUUGGUUUAACUUGUUUACCUCAGUUUUUUUCAUUAUUUAUUUAUCUCGAUGAUAAUUCAAAAGAUCUUACUGAUUUAUAUCAAUUAAUAUUUAAUUUACCAUUCUUAAAUUAUAAUAAACUUGUAUCAAAUUCACAUAGAAGAUUGAUUUCAUUACCUAUUGAUGAUAUUCAACAAUUUACUAAUAUUAAAUAUCUAUUUAUUAAUCAUUAUUGUACUUGUGAUAAUUUAUUUGAUAUAUUGUUAUAUACACCUCAACUUUCUCGACUAAAUGUGAAAUAUUUAUGUCAAGUACAUGAUAUCAUUCCGAAUGAAAUGCCCAUAAUAUUAUCUAAUUUAACACAUAUAACUAUCGAAGAAUUGGAUUUGCCUUUUGAUGUAUUCGAAAUAUUCAUCACGGAAAUCACUUCUACAUUACAAGUGUUAUCUAUCGGUAUAAAAUCUAUAAAUUUUACUUAUCUCAAUGCUAAUCGAUGGGAACAAUUAAUAUCACAACAUAUACCUUAUUUAAGCAAAUUUCACUUUGAAUAUUAUGAAAAGAUACCAAGUUUGUCUAAUGAGCAUCAUAAUCUACUUAAACAAUUUACAACAUUUUUUUGGAUUAAACAACAAUUGUUCUUUGAAAUUCACAUCGAUACGGCUGAAUGGAGUGUUGAAGAAAUUAUCUUUUCCAUUCAUCCAUAUAGACUUCCUGAUUUGCAUCCAGAACACGUGCUCAAUUCUUCCAUACUAUCUUCUCAAGGUAUUCAGCUUGUUAUUAGCAGUAUUGAUGAAAGAGAUCAUGACUUUUUACUCAAUGAUUAUAUAAAAUCUAUUAUUACUUCAACUAACAUUACGUGUUUAACUAUAAAUAGUAAUAUGGUAUCUUCUUGUGUAUUGAUCGAAAUGUUGGAAAUUUUACACAAUCUUGAUUCAUUGACAAUUUUAUAUUCGAGUCGGUUAUUAAAAUCACAUGGAUGCAGUCAAAAAUCAAAACAUCAUAAUUUAUCGACUACUACGAAUAUUACAAAAGUCAAUAUGUGUCAUGUGACAAAAAUCGAACAAGUCAAUUUUAUUCUUAAGUUUUGUUCUCAUAUCCAACAUUUACAAAUAGAAUGUACAAAUGAUAUUGAACUAUCAUCACUUAUUCGAUUUAUUUUUAUUGAAAAGAAUGCAUAUAUUAAAGAUCUUGUUUCAUUAUGUUUAUGGAUAUGGAAAGUAAAUGAUGAUAUGAUUCAAAUAUUACCGACAAUAGUUGAUGAUGAACAAAUACUUCAUCAAUAUAGAAUUGAACAUAUAAAUGAUAAAAUUUAUUUACAAUUGAAUGUACUUUAA
Molecule: messenger RNA, 1758 nt
Organism: Rotaria sp. Silwood2
Lineage: Eukaryota; Metazoa; Rotifera; Eurotatoria; Philodinida; Philodinidae
Source: the annotation of a GenBank genome assembly